GUGCGUACCCCGCUCCCAAAUCCCAGCCAUAGAUCGCUUGGCGCUUCCAUUUCCAUUGUUUCCAGAGGGAGCAAGGCGCCGAACGACACAAGCCACCCACGGUCACAUCCAACCUCACCUCAGCUGCUUCACGCUGGACACGCCACGCUACGCUAUACGGCCACAACGACGACGUGCGACUGGCCAAGUUACCUGGAUCGAAACGAGUUGAAUUAUCAGAAACACUUGCUAUUGUGGCCCGGCCAUUCCCCUGUCACACCGCACGUCAUUGCCAGGACCGACAAGCUUCCCAACAACUGCGCAAUAACUAGACCUCCCACGUCAUCUCAACAGAACAUCCGCAUAUCUUAGUUCGAACCACAUAAUAAACCGCCAUGGACUACAGCGCAUCGAUACAAGACGACCAUGCUGCCGAGGCUUCGCCUUGGGGUAACUCUCCCAGUUCCUCGCCCAGACAGGAUCAGACCGGCUUCGGUUCCAGCAUCGCCGGGCUGACGGGCGAUGCCCCGCCCUCCCGUUACCAAUUCCCCUCCCACAGCUCCAACAAUGGUCUCCAUGACGAUGGCGGGUUCGGCGCAAGCGAUUCUGAUUAUAAGCGACCAGACACUGCGAGCACUGUCUCAGCUGCCGAAUCCCAUGGCGUGGAGCCCAGUAUGGACGAGCCGGGCGGCGUCCAGCAUUACACGGAAAACCACGCUUCAGGGGCUGGCGACCAUGGGCCAUUAUCUCCAGGAUCUCAGCAUCAGCAUCAGCAGCAGCAACAAUCGCAAAAUCCUGCAGCCGAAGGGGCACCUCAGGGUCAAGACCGGCCGCAACAGCAGCAGCCCCGGCGAUCGCAGGCGCCCCAGUUCAAAUUGCAGGCCAAGAUCACCGGGUUGGAACGGACGGGAAGGAAGGAUCCUAUUUUGAGAUUUGAUGUACAUACAAACUUCCCUGCCUUUAGAACGACACAGUACCGCGAUGUACGCCGUCUCCACUCUGAAUUCAUCAAGCUUGCCGAGCACUUGAUCUCGGCCAACCCCGAGGCUAUUGUGCCGGCGAUACCGCCAGCUUUGACAUCCGCCGGUGCGGGCACCGAGGAGGAUGAGAUUCGUGUCAAGGCGCUCCUCCAGCGGUGGUUCAACUACGUCUGCAGCAGCGAGGUGUUGGCCAGAGAUCCUGAAAUGGUGCUUUUUGUGGAGAGCGAUUUCGGCUACAGCCCCAUGGUAAAAAAGAAGCAGCCGGCAACUGGUGUGCGCAGAAAGAUCUUGAAGCAGUUUGCCCCGCCCCCAGAUGACACUCCUGAGCUGCAGGAGGCCCGCCCCAUUGUCAAGCUAUUUUAUCUGGGAGCGAUGGAUGCCGGGCACAAGGUUGACAAGCUUGUCAAGUCACGCAGAGGUCUCGGACUUGCUGAAUCCGACUUUGGCGUCAAACUUGGCAACAUGCACGUUCAAGAGCUCCAUCCAGGGCUAGCCAAUGCCUAUCGCAAGCUAGGCAAGAUCGUCCAGACCGUCGGCGACUUCCACGCCGCCCAAGCAACAGCUGAGGCUACCACCAUUGGUGACCCCUUCCAAUACCACUCUCAGGAUGCCUUCAUCGUCAAGGAGACCCUCACGAACCGCCAAAUUUUGAUUCGCGAGUUCCUCCAAGCCCAGGAGCAAACCCGCAGCAAACUCAACGCGGCCGACCGCCUCAAAGCCUCCUCCAAUGUCCGUCGCGAGAAAGUCGACGAAGCCAUCGGCGCCCUGCACGAAGCGCGUGAGACAGAAACGGCACUCUACCAAAAGACCACCCGCGUCACACAGAAUUUGGUUCACGAACGGCGCAAGUGGUUCGCUCGCACGGCAGCCGAUCUACGGCUCUCCAUCCGUGAAUACGUGAUUCGCGAAAUUGAAGCCGAAAGGCGCACACUGGCACUCCUCGAGUCUGUGCGACCCGACAUUCGAGCGAUCGACUCUAGCGGUGGGCUCUCGCGUCUCGGGAGAGAGGCUCAUCCGCCUGUCAGACGGGUCAGCAUGGCUACCUCCCAGGGACCCAAGGGCGACGCCUGGAGUGGUGUUCCUAGACGGCACGAUAGCAACAUGAGCAGGAGUGUCUCGGGAAGCUUUAUGGCUGGCAGCGUUUCCGAGGAAGGGGAGGAAGGCGGAGAGGGCGGACACGAUCAGGGGGCAAGGACGCGGGCGUUGAGCGGUGGCGGCGGUUCGGUGGCUGGGAAUCUGCCGGGUUUAGCGGAAGAGGACGACGAGGACAGGGUCGAUGCGAGAAAUGCGGCCAGUCGGUUGGCUACAAGCACCUUCUAACUUGUCAAAAUUCUAAAGGAUAAAGGAACAUUGGGAGCGUGGUGUGGAAGAAAUGUUUGUGAUCAAACAGGGGGGUCAACGAGUCGAGAUAUUACAUGAUGAAAAGAACUAUUGCCCAGAAGACGGGAUGGCCGAAGAUGCAGAAGUAUGAUGUAAGAGGGACACGACAGUAGUAGUCCCGCAGUAGCCAGCAAGCAAGUUAGAAGCAGCCGCAGCAGGAGGAAGAUGACGAUGCAGAAAAUGCUCGGUUUACAACUCACGUACAGCAAUGGUUACACUACC
Molecule: messenger RNA, 2561 nt
Organism: Podospora bellae-mahoneyi
Lineage: Eukaryota; Fungi; Ascomycota; Sordariomycetes; Sordariales; Podosporaceae
Gene: VPS17
Product: Vacuolar protein sorting-associated protein 17
Exons: 3
Coding region: 375-2279 (634 amino acids)
Biological process (GO): retrograde transport, endosome to Golgi; intracellular protein transport
Cellular component (GO): retromer complex; retromer, tubulation complex; endosome
Molecular function (GO): phosphatidylinositol-3-phosphate binding
Source: RefSeq, a predicted model, not a curated record